Messenger RNA from Mya arenaria, 2900 nucleotides. Its product is annotated as ras-related protein Rab-21-like. Gene Ontology annotation, molecular function: GTPase activity; GTP binding. Bases 176 to 811 code for a protein of 211 amino acids. The transcript has 6 exons. The record is from RefSeq and is a predicted model, not a curated record. NCBI's taxonomy places the organism in Eukaryota, Metazoa, Mollusca, Bivalvia, Myida, Myidae. Gene Ontology annotation, biological process: Rab protein signal transduction.
AUUUUCUCGUGACGGAUGACGUCACAUUCGCCAUGUUUAUUGAAAGAAAAGAGGUGUAAUGUUUUUAUUUUGAAACAACAGUGUUUAGUGAUAAGAAAAAAACAUGAUCUCUUAAAUAUUGCAUGUUAUAUUUCUCUAUAUUGUUUUUGUAAUAGCUGACUGUCACUGAGAGACAAUGGCAGCCGGGAGAAACUUUGAUUUCAAAGUGGUGUUGUUGGGGGAAGGUUGUGUGGGCAAGACUUCCUUGGUGUUGAGAUACGUGGAAAACAAGUUCAACGAUAAACAUUUAACAACAUUACAGGCCUCCUAUUUAACAAAGAAGUUAAACAUUGCUGGCAAACGAGUUAACUUGUCUAUAUGGGACACUGCGGGUCAAGAGCGGUUCCAUGCCCUUGGCCCGAUCUACUACAGGGAUAGCAAUGGUGCAAUACUUGUGUACGAUAUCACUGAUGAGGACUCCUUCCAAAAGGUGAAGAACUGGGUAAAGGAGCUACGCAAGAUGCUAGGUAACGAGAUCUGCCUGUGUAUCGCUGGCAACAAGAUCGACCUGGAGAAGGAUCGUCAUGUCACCGUCGCUGAGGCUGAGGCAUAUGCUGCUUCAGUAGGAGCAAGACACUUUCACACAUCAGCAAAAAUGAACAAAGGUAUAGAAGAGAUGUUCCUAGAUGUGGCAAAAAAUAUGAUAGAGAAGGCAGGCAGUGACACAGUCACCCGACCCGGCAAGAAUAACCGUCGUAGUGUGGUUGUCGUUGACGACAGUCACACAUCACAACAGUCAGGGGGCGGUGGAUGUUGUUCCUCAUCAUCUUAGCCAAUUAGGAUCAUUCAUAUCAUAGUGUCUGGCUGUUACAGCGACUGUAUGUCCCUGUUGUGAAUGUGAAGCUGAUAAGACUCUUGACAGAAGGCUGCUAUUUCAUCCAGUGUUCGGAAACAGCAGUUUAUUACUGGGAAAGUGCAGUUUGAUGAACUUUAUCGUGGAAAGAACUACUGGUAUACAUACCAGAUUUAAUUGUUGAACACUGAACAUGUGAGUUAGGUUUUUAUGUGUUAGCCUGAAAUCUUUAUAUUUAAUAUAAUUGUUAUAUUAUAAUAACACUUGUAAUUGCAUAGGACAAGCGAUGACUAUAGUUGGGGUGGGUGCAAGACCUAGCUAUGGACCGACUAAUUGAUCAGACUUGUUAGUAACAAGCUUUGAUAAUUGUUUACAAUCAUGUUGAUAUUAAAAUAAGUGGUACAUAACUGUUUCCUCUGGUUUUGACAGUGAUAAUACUCUAAAUUCUAGUCUUACAUCUCGCAGAAAUGGUUCCUUCAAAACUAGAAAUAUAUUACCAUAUAGUCUUGAUGGCAUUUAAAAGUAACAUCUUUCUUUGACAUGUAAAUAAAUUUUAGCAUGGAUACCAAUUUUUCAAACUGCUCUACUGGAUACGUAUAGAAAAACACUUUCAGGGGAUUGUUUGAAUACAUGCAAAUUUGGCAGUGUUGUAAGCUUAAGAGAAUAUUUGUUUAAUUUUGGUGUAAGUCACAGAGUGAUCGCAGAAAGCUAUAUUUUCAUAAGUAGUGCAACCAUGAGUGACAGUACAAUUUACUGUGGUCAUGUGUGAAAUCAAUAUUUACGGUAAUCAUAUGAAAGUCAACAAAUUGUCUGUUUCUUUUAAGGUAAAUUUAAAACAAAAAGUCAAAUUAACUGGCAUUAAAAUUUGGGUGAAAAACCCAAAAUUGUGACAACAUCUCAAGUGUUUUCUACCUGGCAUACAAUAUCAGUAUGCUACUUUUAUCAAGCAACACUGGAACCAAAUUAUGACAUUGACAAUGUGUAACUGCAGUGAAAAUAAUAGCAUUGAAUAUGACAUGAUAUUUCACUGAAAGGCAUAAAUAAUACCCAUGAAUUUCGACUACGGUAUUUGUAGAUGAAUUAUGUUGUGUAUUUCAACUGGCUGUAUCAAUAAUACAACAGAUGGCUGUAUUAUUGUAGACAUUUUAAUGUGAAAUGUUUAUUUAUUCUUCUUUAUUCAUGAUUUAUUUUAAUCAGAUGUAUCAGCAUGUAUGGCAGGCUUGUUGUGAAUGUUUGCAAUGCAAAUCAAUAUACCUCAUAAUCAUGAAUGUACAGGAUACUUGGUCCAACACGAUACAGAGAAACAAACAGAAGUGUUUAUUUUAGAAUAUCGUCAAUAUACUUAAUUUACAUAAUAAGUUUAUAGUCAAUGUACAUCAUUUACAACCUAUAAAUUAAUAACAAUACAAUCUAAUAUCAAAUUAGAUUAAUAUAUAAACAUUAAUGUUUUGUCAGAAUUGUACGGUACUUGUUGUUGUUGUUUAUCUACUGGACCAUAUCCUGUAUUUUUCUCCAUUCUUGUUAUGUAUAUACUCGUGAGUUACGUUUGAUUAUUCCCAGGGCCAUACAUCAAUGUAAUUGUGUAAUCUGUGCGUGACCAAAUACUGUAAAGUGCUUUAUUUAUUGAAAGUUUGUUUACAUGUAGAACUGUGUGGAGAUGACUUUGGCAACUUAUAUCACUGCAAUUAUUAUUUAUAUUGGAAAAUGAACAAGGAUUAACAUGACCCUUUCUGUUUCGACACGAGCUUUUUUGUUAAUUUUCGUAAACAAGCUUUUUUGUUCAUUUCCUUAGCUUCUCUAUUAUAGUAUAGAUUUUUUAUUUGCAUACAAGGCCUGUAAUUAUUUUUUUGAAUAAACUGUUAUCAUAUUAGUUAAUUGCAGAGCAUUGUUGCGAUAGUAUUUGUGUUCGUCAUGUGUACAUGUAUUUCUAAAUGUGCUUAACAUUAAUUUGCGUGUUUUUAUUCUGAACUAUGCGUGUUAUGUCUUAAAUCCUUUAUUAUUUUGUCCAAUGUGUUUGCUUUUGUUAGAUGUAAAUAAUUAUUGAAAAAUAUUAAAGUAUAAAUUUGUA